Camelina sativa (false flax) is the source of this 1166-nucleotide messenger RNA. RefSeq names its product universal stress protein PHOS32. The record is from RefSeq and is a predicted model, not a curated record. Lineage: Eukaryota; Viridiplantae; Streptophyta; Magnoliopsida; Brassicales; Brassicaceae.
GCUCUUAACAAAAGCCAUAGAAAAGGUCUCUGUCUCUCUUUUGUUCUUCUGUUCUCCACCGUCAAAGCCAAAAAAAGCCAAGCUCUUUUGAUCGCCUGAGAAAUAUGUCUUCUCCGGGAAAAUCUCCGAGAUCCGACCGGAAAUCACCUACAGUUAUGACCGUGCAACCGUCUUCUCCCAGAUUCCCAAUCGGCACACCUACUGCUGGAGCACAACGUAAGAUCGGUAUCGCCGUCGAUCUGAGCGACGAGAGUGCCUACGCAGUCCAGUGGGCUGUUCAGAACUAUCUCCGAUCAGGUGACGCCGUCGUUCUCCUCCACGUUCAGCCUACUAGUGUACUUUACGGCGCCGAUUGGGGAGCCAUUGACCUGUCUCCGCAGUGGGAUCCUGAGAACGUUGAGUCUCAGAAGAAGCUUGAGGACGAUUUCGAUAUUUUCACGAACAAGAAAGCGAGUGACGUUGCUCAGCCCUUGGUUGAGGCGGAUAUUCCCUUUAAGAUCCAUAUCGUGAAAGAUCACGAUAUGAAGGAGAGGCUUUGUUUAGAGGUUGAGAGGUUAGGGUUAAGCACUUUGAUUAUGGGUAGCAGAGGAUUCGGUGCUACGAAGCGGAGCAGUAAAGGGAGGUUAGGGAGUGUCAGUGAUUACUCAGUUCACCAUUGUGCUUGUCCUGUGGUUGUUGUUAGAUUUCCUGAUGAUAAGGAUGGUGAAGAUGAGAGAUCCAGCGAAGAUGGUGCUGGGAAUCUUGUAGAAAGUGAUAAACUUCAUACAGUUCCUGAGGUGGUUGAGGAAGAGGGAGAGAAAGAUGAGUACCAUGAUGCUUCCGAUAAGCAGUAACAGCAGCAGCAAGGUUGACUUUGUUUAUGCAGAAGGAGACUUCCCUAAGAAAACAUAGAAGAAAAAGAAAGCGUUCUUAUGCCCUUGGUUUGUGUUCUUGAGCGCGCUUCAUUGUUUUUUUUUUGGGGUUUGGGGUGUCUCUAGCUCUUCGUUGUAAGUAUGGUCUUGUUUCCUUGGUUUUGUUUUAAACUCUGUGGAAUUUGGGAUGAGUGGAUUCGAUGACUUUUGUUGUAUGUCUUUGAAAAAGCACUGAAAAGAAUUUGAAUGGUCUUGUAUAUCUCUUGAAGUUGAAAUUUAGCUGGUAAUAAACACGUCUUUGACGGUUCCAAAUGA